AUGUCAGUGCCGCUCAUAUUGAUGAUUGAACGGCUUGAGCAUGAUCAAAUAUGCCAUGACAACACUGGGCCACAUAAGGUUGAGUCAAGCAAACCGAAAUCGUGGUCAGGCAUUCUUUCCUCUUUCAAACCGAAGCCAAUCACGAAAGACCCUCCCAACUUCAUUUCAGUCCCGUUGACUUACAAUGAGGAUGACUACCUAAAUUGGCUUAUUGUGCAGGAUUUUGUCCAGCCCACCAGCACGAUGUCUGUUCAAGAAGCUGUUAGUCGCAUGAUAGAAACAUUUGCGAAUUAUGGACACAAUAUCCGCUCGGUUGGUACUUUCAUAAUCACGAUGGCCGAACAAAUUCCCUACUGGCACCCAUCGCAACUUAAGCUAGCGAGGCUGUUAUGGACACUGGGAAGAAGUGAAGAACGCCUCAGAAAGAUUAAACCAGUUCACUGUCCGGAACAGACAAUCGACCAAUUCUAUCAAGAUCUCAAGGAAGAUAUGACAGAAAAUGAAGCGGACCCUGGAUCUGAAUCAGAGGCAGAUCAAGUGAUUUACGUGAACUAUCAAGCAUUUCUAGCGAACGUUCAUGCGCUGGAGGUCUGGGAGGCCAGUCCUGAGCCAGCGAUUUGGGCUAUGAAAAGAGCAUUCAAACCAAAGCUUGAACCGUGGGAACUGGACAUGGCUGACUAUUAUGUUAUGGGCGCCGCACAGUGGGUUGUGUGGAAUGGACAAGGACUAUUCAAAAUGAUCUUGCAACAUGACGCUGAUGCCAGCACCUGGACAGCAACAUCCUUCGAUGAAAAGUCUCCCCCAGAAAUUCAGCAACUCACUCUUGAGCUGUGGGAAUCAUGGAAAAAUGAAUUUGACAAGGCUGGUGACGAUGAAAAGGUUGGAGCGGAAGCUAGAAAUCUUGCAAUGAGAGCCGCGGCGACCAUGCAAGGUCUCCAAAGGACGAUGCAAUUCUAG
Glarea lozoyensis ATCC 20868 is the source of this 957-nucleotide messenger RNA. RefSeq lists its product as uncharacterized. NCBI's taxonomy places the organism in Eukaryota, Fungi, Ascomycota, Leotiomycetes, Helotiales, Helotiaceae. The record is from RefSeq and is a predicted model, not a curated record. The coding region runs from base 1 to 957 and encodes 318 amino acids. The transcript has 2 exons.